Molecule: messenger RNA, 1728 nt
Organism: Aspergillus oryzae RIB40
Lineage: Eukaryota; Fungi; Ascomycota; Eurotiomycetes; Eurotiales; Aspergillaceae
Product: Zn(II)2Cys6 transcription factor domain-containing protein
Exons: 1
Coding region: 1-1728 (575 amino acids)
Biological process (GO): regulation of DNA-templated transcription
Molecular function (GO): zinc ion binding; DNA-binding transcription factor activity, RNA polymerase II-specific
Source: RefSeq, a predicted model, not a curated record
AUGGUUAACCGCGGACGCUCCGGAGGCUGCGUGACAUGCAAGCAGCGCCGCGUUAAAUGUGACGAGGCAAAGCCCGAGUGCCAAGCGUGCCAACGCCUUAAGCUUCGCUGCGGAGGCUACAACAGGCACCAGAAUACCAAACUAAAGUUCAAAGAUCAGAACCACAAGUUUUGCACCAAUACCAAACAAGAUGUCGUUAAGGUUGCAACAAGUAGUCCGGGCCGGUCGCCUGAGUCUAAUGUCCAGGACCGGGAGGUUGUGAGGGCUUUGACUUUGCGGCGGCUCUCUGAGCCCGACACCGCCGUGCAGUUCUAUCUCGGCCAUUACGCCAGCAUGGGUCGCGAUAUGGGGUCCACGCGCGGAUUCUUCGAAAUGCUCAUUCCAGCAUAUUUCUCGGAGCGGGAAGAUUCGGCCCUCUCACUCGCCGUGUCAGCGUUGGCUUCAGAGACCUUGUCCAUGUGGCGACAAGAUGCCACGAGCUUCCGAUCACCACGGAAGUCUUAUUCCCGGGCACUCACACGCCUUCAGACCGCAAUACAGGAUCCUAUAGAACGUGGCAAGCCGGCAACGGUGUUGGCCGUGCUGGCGCUGCAGACUUACGAGAAUGCCUCGGCGGUAUAUGGUCUUCGCCGUGUCUCAAGCACGCACCACAAUGGUGCAGCAUCUUUGCUCUCGUUUAUGGGCUCGGACGAUAUGGGCGGGGUGGUGCGCGCCUACUUACGAAGGUUUAUGCUACAUACCGAGGUUUCGACCGCGAUACGUCAGAAAAAGCCACUGAAGAGGAUCGCAUACUCAUGGAUUAGGAGCAAGGAAACGAUGGCUGUGCCAGAAAACCCCAGCGCAGCACUCGAUGCCAUAGGGGCGUCCGUUGCCGAGUUGCAGGCCAGCUACACGGAGUUUUUGACACAAGGUGGCUCCGCAACGUCGUUGAAGUGCGUUCCGAAGGAGUGGAUGGCCGCUGCCAAGAGAGUUGAUGCAGAGCUUCUAGCGUGGGCGGAAAAUGUACCGGAUCACUGGAGACCGGUAAGGCUGAUAAGUGGUCGGGAUAUCGAUUUGUCCAUACCCACCUACCAAUCUAUCUGUGAGGUGUAUCCUUCCUGCCAAAUUGCCAGCAUCUGGAAUCUAUGGCGCUUUCAACGCCUCCUGCUGGCCAAGAUCACACUCGGCUCCCUCAAUGCAUUCUCCGAUCUGAGCCGCUUUGGCCUUGCAUACGGGCAGUUUGUCGGUGACCCCACAGAUUUCGUCAACUGCCAACAAACACUCCAAGAAGUGGUCGACAGCGUGUGCCACAGCAUACCCUUCCACCUCGGCAACCGAAUCAGCCGGUCCAGUCUCGCCGAUUUCACUGACCCGACGGUUUUGCUUCCCAGCUAUAAUGCAUUGGUAGACGGCACACCACUAGACAGGGAGGUUUUCGAUGGCAUAUCGAGAGAUGACCACAGGCGCCACGUCAUUGCGCAGGGGCCGUGGCGCGCCAUGCACCCCCUGAGCCGCUUGUUGGCGCUCUUCUCGGAAGAUCACGGCGAGGUGAUAGCGAGUCUUCUCAGACCUGGACAGCGGGAGUGGAUCUGCAACCAGUUCCUGCGUGUCGCCACGUUGCUGCAUCUUCCGUUGGAAUCGGGCAAUGGCAUGGAGAGCUCAGAAUCGCCGGGAGGGUCUGCGGAUGCCAAGGCUGAGUAUCUGGCCAGGGAGAUUAGGAAGGGGGCAAUUCUUAUGAGCGGGCCGUGA